Molecule: messenger RNA, 2415 nt
Organism: Esox lucius (northern pike)
Lineage: Eukaryota; Metazoa; Chordata; Actinopteri; Esociformes; Esocidae
Gene: dmtf1
Product: cyclin D binding myb-like transcription factor 1
Exons: 16
Coding region: 95-1975 (626 amino acids)
Biological process (GO): regulation of transcription by RNA polymerase II
Cellular component (GO): nucleus
Molecular function (GO): DNA-binding transcription factor activity, RNA polymerase II-specific; RNA polymerase II cis-regulatory region sequence-specific DNA binding
Source: RefSeq, a predicted model, not a curated record
UUUGGAAUGAAUAUACCCCUGCUACUGUUGUUCUCCAUCCUGGCAUUUGCCUCCAUCCUGGUCUCUCCGAAGUGCCCGGACCAAAAACAGGAAUAUGAGCACGAGGGAGGACGAGGAGACGGUGACUCUGGAGUCUGUUAGCUCUGUAACACUCUCCCAGGACAGCGAUGGCAGCAUCAUACUACACUGUCCUCAGCAUGAUGAAGACUCUGAGCCAAUCCAGAAGAGACUGUGCCUGACCAGUGAGGUACAGACAGGGACAGACUCUACUCCUCAGUUCUCAGUGAUCACCCUUCCCAUGUCCGAGAGAGAUGAAAGCUUUGAGGUGACCAUGACUGCCACAUCUGACAGUGACAUCACGGAAGGGGGUGUGGCCCAGAUACAGCUGCUGCAGAGGGAGGACACUCAGAACAGUGAAGAGAUGUCUCCUGUCAGCCAGGCCUGGUUCACCACCAAGGAGGACAAAGACACGCUGGUUAACAAAGGCCAUAAGUGGAAACAGGGCAUGUGGUCAAAAGAGGAGAUCGACCUCCUGAUGAGCAACAUCCAACAGUAUGUAAAGGGUCGGGGGAUGGAGGACCCUGCUGAGAUUAUCUUUGAGAUGUCGAAGGAGGAGCGUAAGGACUUCUAUCGCAGUGUGGCCUGGGGUCUCAACAGGCCGCUCUUCGCUGUCUACCGACGAGUCCUUCGCAUGUAUGACAACCGCAACCAUGUGGGAAAGUACACUCCUGUGGAAAUCGACAAACUGAAAGAGCUGAGGCAAAAGCAUGGUAAUGACUGGGCUACUAUAGGAGCGGCUCUGGGCCGCAGUGCUUCAUCUGUUAAAGACCGAUGCCGACUCAUGAAGGACACUUGCAACACAGGGAAGUGGAGUGAGGAGGAGGAGAAGCGCCUGUCAGACAGUGUGUAUGCACUGGCGGGGGUGUGUCCUGGUCGUGCAGUGACAGGGGGUGUGUCCUGGGCGGCGGUGGCUGACCUGGUGGGAACGCGGUCUGAGAAACAGUGUCGCUCUAAAUGGCUCAAUUACCUGAACUGGAAGCAAAGUGGAGGAACAGAAUGGACUAAGGACGAUGACCUCAACUUAGUAAACAGGAUAGUGGAGCUGGAUGUGGAGGAUGAGAAUGAGUUGAAGUGGGAGGAGCUGGCAGGGGGGUGGAGCAGCGUCCGCUCUCCUCAGUGGCUCCGAUCUAAGUGGUGGGCCAUCAAGAGACAAGUUGCCAAUCACAAGGAGCUGCCAUUCCAAGUGUUACUGAAGGGUCUCCAGGAGCUCAUGGAGACUCAGAUUCCAUUAGGGGUGGGCACCGGGACAGGUAGCUCCUCCCCCUCCCUCCAAAUCCGAGUCACGCGAUUGGAGGAAUGUAGCUCUGCCCCCAACCCUGUCACAGCACUGCAGAUCCCCUUGCAACUCACACAACUGGAUAGCGGUGGUACCACCGACACAGACACCAUCACCCUGAACACUGCAGCACUGCACACCUUCCAGAUCAUACCUUCUUUCCAUCUGCAGCCUACUGGGACUCCAGGGACGUACUUUUUGCAGACAGCAGCUAAUCAGAACUUGCCGCUUGGCCUCACAACCAAUCCCACUGUUACACUGACCGCUAGCUCCUCCCCCUCUUCUCCAGAACACAUCAUCCUCCACAGCCUCUCAACGGAGGAUCUCUGUUCGAGUGACGUCAUCAUUCAGACAGUCACCUCUGAUCACGCCUCUUCAGAGCCUCUUGGCCAAUCCCAGCUGGUUGUGGAGACGCAGGGGGAAGAGCCAGAACAUUUUCUGAUUAGUUCAGAAGGUGGAGCCAUCAAGACUCAGGAACAAAUGACAGACAGAAUCACUACCAAAGUGCUGGGCUCUCCCUGCCACAAAGAACAGGUGGAUUCUGGAACAGUGGAGGGGGCAGUGCUUAUUGUUUCAUCUACAAACAUCAGUAGCACACUGACAGAUCCGAUUCUAGAGAACCAGGAAGGCUCGGAUUGAGAUUGAUGGCAUCACAGAUUAAGCCAAUCAAACAGAGGAGUGGUCAUUAUUUAUGAUUGGCUCAACUAGCUAAUGCGCCCCUCUACUUUAAAAGCUCUUUGGUCCAAGGUGACUGAGAUAUCAUCUUAACCCCCUGUGGAGUGUGGUCCGACCGUGACGGAUGUCUGUGUCUGUGUGACAGAAGUCAUUUCUGAAGACAUAUCUGUAGUUCUGGCUGUGCUACCUGGCCUAAGAAAAGCUGUGUAUAGACAAACAGACCAAGUCUGACCUAUUUGCAUCAGUCAGUCUGUUGUCCAAUCAGAUCACCUCUGAAAAAGAUCUGACAUGAACAUGUGUUUAUUGGUCACAAGCCCAGUACUGUAAAUGCAGCUGUAUAGUUUCUGUUGUAGCUGGCUACUGACAUUUAGUUUAUUUAUUGUGAAAUAAAAAGUGAGAAAGUU